UAUGAUUUUUAUUUCAUCAGUUGCGCCAGUUUCACCAGUUGCAAUAGUUUCACCAGUUGCAACGGUUGCACCAAAACCGAUUGGUGAAUGGUGCAAUGUCGACUAUCUGAAUAGGAUAGGUUCCACCAGCAACCUUAAUUUUCAUUAG
Entrophospora candida is the source of this 148-nucleotide messenger RNA. The record is from the annotation of a GenBank genome assembly. Lineage: Eukaryota; Fungi; Glomeromycota; Glomeromycetes; Entrophosporales; Entrophosporaceae.